This is a messenger RNA of Dermochelys coriacea (leatherback sea turtle), 1540 nucleotides long. It is a transcript of the gene TEN1, whose product is annotated as TEN1 subunit of CST complex. Lineage: Eukaryota; Metazoa; Chordata; Testudines; Dermochelyidae. The transcript has 4 exons. Gene Ontology annotation, biological process: negative regulation of telomere maintenance via telomerase. The record is from RefSeq and is a predicted model, not a curated record. Gene Ontology annotation, molecular function: telomerase inhibitor activity; single-stranded DNA binding; telomeric repeat DNA binding. Bases 294 to 677 code for a protein of 127 amino acids. Gene Ontology annotation, cellular component: CST complex.
UUCACUGGCAUAAGCUCCCUUGCAGGUCUUUGCAGCUGCUACCAGCAAGGGAAGACUGGGCUGAGCUCUUCCUUCUAACCAUGUGGCCAGGCGCCUGACCACGUGGGAAGGCAGAGGGGGAGGAGAUUUAUUGCAGAGCUCGCCCUAGCUUCCAAGUUCCUGGAGUCUGUGCGUAAGCAAACGUCCCAGGGAGCGAGGUUCAUUUUGUGGCCUAUGAAGAUUAACUAACAUCCCUUUAAAUACCUGCCCAGAAUUUUGUCGUCUUGUGGAACGUGCAGCAGCAGCUCUGCAAGAUGCUGCCCAGUCCUGGUGUUUUUUAUUUUCCUUGGGAAAUUAACUCUGGAUCAGUCGCAGAUGGGGAGACACUGCGAACAUUUGGCAGGUUACACUGUUAUGACAUGGUCCAGUCUGAAGCCAUCCUGACAGCCCUGCGCAGUUCAGUCCAGCACCAAGUCUGUGUUUGCACCAAAUUUGUGGAACCGUUUCAAGCCCAGCUUGGAUCCCUAUAUGUGGUUCUGGGAGAGACUGAGCAGAGGGAUGGUGAGGGCCCUGUGCUGAAGGCUCGGGUGCUGACGUGUGUGGAAGGGAUGAAUCUGCCCUUGCUGGAGCAGGCAAUACAGGAACAGCGGCGAUAUUUCCAAGAGAGACUGGGGCGGAUGGAGAGCAGUGCCUCCUAGUCUUGCUGGAGGAAGGUGUUGCUGGACUGAGUCCAGGUCUCAAAUGCAUCACCUGCCUUCCGUCCUUCUUUGCACCCCUGAUCUUUUGCUGUUUUGGCACCAUGAUCCCCAGUCCAGUUCUGAGGUUGCUGUCCCUUUCCACAGUGUUUCAAGUUUUGGAUGUUCCCCAAAUGUGCAUUUGCCUUAGGUGUUUUCAGGGGCUCAUUUUUAUCACUCUUUUCUGUCCCGUCACAUCAAUGGGGAUGAACUGAGAGCCUGUGAAAGUUGGGGAUACCAGUGGUUUUAGCAGGUUUGCCCUCACACUUCUGUCAAUAAGCCUUAGACUUAACCUGAAAUACCCUCCACUAUUCCAGUCGUGACCCUUACAAACUCCCAUGGUUCCAGUGCUCAAGCCUGUCUGGAAAAGAGGCUGGGAAGCACGCUGAAUUGAAUGCAACUUUAAGAAAAUGUGCCCAGAGGACAAGACCAAAUCCUCAUCCCGCAAGAGCUGAGUCAGGAUUUGAACCCAGAUCUCUAGAAACAAGAAAAUGACGCACCCGUUUAUUACAUUAGUUGGUGCGUCUUUGCAGUUAAAGUCAAUAUCGCAGACUGAGACGAGCAUGGACUGUGUCUGUUGACGUCAGUGGGAGUUGGGUGUGUGCGUUUGAGGAAGGAAUUUGACCCAAUGAAUUCUGAAAUAUAAAAUUGUGGUGCCUCACAGAUGGAAGUUAGUCAUUUGUUUCCCUCCCUUACAGGAUGAGGGCAGGAGAAAGUCUGAUCUUGGGGGUGCUUUCCUUUAAGCAAACCUAAAUUGUCUCUGGUUUAUUAUUGUAUUGCACAUGUUCUUUGACUGAAGUGAUCAUAAAUAAAGGAGAUGAAAAGAG